Messenger RNA from Necator americanus (New World hookworm), 1158 nucleotides. RefSeq lists its product as uncharacterized. NCBI's taxonomy places the organism in Eukaryota, Metazoa, Nematoda, Chromadorea, Rhabditida, Ancylostomatidae. Gene Ontology annotation, cellular component: cytoplasm. The coding region runs from base 1 to 1158 and encodes 385 amino acids. Gene Ontology annotation, molecular function: glutamine synthetase activity. The record is from RefSeq and is a predicted model, not a curated record. The transcript has 10 exons.
AUGGCUGCAAUGGCUAACCUACGGACUCAGUUCGCUACUGACAAACUUUCUGCGGAACGUUUCUUCCGCUUGGAUCAGAAGGGCAAAGUCCAGGCGAAGUACAUUUGGAUCGAUGGCACCGGCGAGAAUCUUCGAUCUAAGACCCGCACUGUUGAUUUUGAACCGAAGAGUCCAGACGAACUUCCUAUUUGGAAUUUUGAUGGCUCAUCAACUGGUCAGGCUGAAGGAGCAGACUCUGAUGUGUACUUGAAACCUGUGGCGAUCUUCCCAGACCCUUUCAGACUUGGCGCAAACAAACUUGUGCUUUGUGAAACGUUGGACAACAAGAAAAAACCUACAGCAACGAACAAUCGGCAACGAUGUGCGCAAGUGAUGGAAAAAGCGAAAGAUCAGCAUCCAUGGUUCGGAAUGGAGCAAGAAUACACUCUGCUCGAUAUUGAUGGUCAUCCAUUUGGAUGGCCUAAGAAUGGUUUUCCAGGUCCACAAGGACCGUACUACUGUGGCGUUGGAGCUAACAAAGUUUACGGUCGCGACAUAGUUGAAGCUCAUUACCGAGCGUGUUUGUACGCUGGUAUCAACAUCUCCGGGACUAAUGCAGAAGUGAUGCCGGGGCAGUGGGAAUUCCAAGUAGGACCAGUCGAAGGAGUAGCGAUGGGUGAUCAAUUAUGGAUGGCUCGAUUCCUGCUGCAUCGAGUUGCUGAGGAGUUUGGAGUGGUUGCGUCGCUCGACCCGAAGCCGAUAAAAGGAGACUGGAAUGGUGCUGGGUGCCAUACGAACUUCUCUACAGAAGCCAUGCGCGUUUCAGGCGGUAUCAAUGAGAUCAUGACAGCCAUAAACAAGUUGUCGUUGGUUCAUCAUCAGCACAUCGCAUACUACGAUCCUCAUGGAGGCAAAGACAACGAACGUCGUUUAACUGGGCUCCACGAGACAGCGAAAAUUGACCAGUUCUCGUAUGGAGUCGCGUCCAGAGCGAGUUCAAUUCGUAUUCCACGUCAAACAGAUGAUGAAGGCUACGGCUACUUUGAGGAUCGUCGGCCGUCAUCAAACUGUGACCCGUAUAAUGUGAUAGGAGCUCUGGUCCGCACGGUAUGUUUGGAUGGCGACGACAGGAAACUGUCGAUGAUGUACGUGCCGACGGCUUCCAACCAGCGCCACUGA